Molecule: messenger RNA, 1224 nt
Organism: Parnassius apollo (apollo)
Lineage: Eukaryota; Metazoa; Arthropoda; Insecta; Lepidoptera; Papilionidae
Source: the annotation of a GenBank genome assembly
AUGAGCUGGUAUACCAAGAAAGAUGUGCUUAAUGACCUUGCCCAUGCCAUGGGAGGCAGAGUGAAAGAUCUUGAGGAGCAGUACAUUUUAGUUGGGGAGCAACCCCCACCUCCUUGCAGAUCUGGUGAAGAAGAUGAUGAUGAAUUCCUGUUACGAUUAAAUGGCGCACUUGGAGAUAAGACAGCUAACGAAAAUGAAAAUGGUCCAGACUUAGCCGGUAUCCAGGAAAUGCUACGAAUGGUUGACAAGUACCAACGUUCUGACAGUGAUGAAAACAACAAAACCAGUUUUCAAGAUAAUACCUGUACUACAAUUGCAAUAAGUAAAUUAAAUCCUGACGUACCAGAAUUCGUUCCAAAGAAUAGCAUAAGUACAGAAAGUAUUAAGGUAGAGACGCAUGCAAAUGAAAUUGACGAAUUAAAUUGUAAUUAUAAUAAUAAAAUAAAGAAACUUGAAGUAUCUGGUUCAAAAGAAAAUAUAACUGAAAAAAAUGAUCCUGUUAAACUUAAAGAAAUUAGUCAAAAGCUGAAAAAUAAAAUAUCUAGUCCUUCUAAGUCAGAUUGCCUGAAAAUUAAAAGAGAAAGAAAUUUAGCAAUUUCAACGCUUUUGAAAAUUCAUUCAAGUGCUUCUGUAUUAGAUGAUAAAUCUCCUAAGUUAAUUACACCUGCAUAUUUUGAAAAGCCUUGCCCUACUGAGCCGUUGAAUGAUAAAGCCUUCCAAAAUGGCCAGAAAAAGUCUACAUCAAGUACAUCUUCAUUUUCGAAAGGAAGCAUUGAAAAUGUGGUUUUAGAUACCAAAAAUAGUAAUAUCAACCACGAAGUAGAGGAAUCUGUUGCAAAGGUAUAUAAUUGGUUAAACAAGGAUGAAAAACCGUCACCACCAGGGUCAGCAUUGUAUUUAGGUCCUGUGACCUUCAAAAAGAAGGAGAAAGUCAAGCCGAAAACUCCAGCUAACACAUCUUACAAGACUGCUGCUAAUCAAACAGUUGCCGCUACGUUUGUACCUUCAGAAUAUGCAAACAAAUUAACUCAAAGUUAUAUGGAGCGUGUCAAAGCUAAGGAGGAAAAGUCAAUGGACAUUUGGACAAAACUUGAAAAACGUUUGAAGGCUAAGGAUGAGGAAAUAAUUAAACGCCGAAGGCAAGAACAAGAACCUGCUGAAAGUUCUUCAAGAACUAAUGGAGAAAUCACAGAUUCCGAUGCUACCAAUAGACUUAGUAGUUGA